Grammomys surdaster is the source of this 6106-nucleotide messenger RNA. RefSeq names its product strawberry notch homolog 1 (gene Sbno1). Gene Ontology annotation, cellular component: nucleus. The transcript has 32 exons. The record is from RefSeq and is a predicted model, not a curated record. NCBI's taxonomy places the organism in Eukaryota, Metazoa, Chordata, Mammalia, Rodentia, Muridae. Gene Ontology annotation, biological process: regulation of DNA-templated transcription. Gene Ontology annotation, molecular function: chromatin DNA binding; histone binding. Bases 512 to 4687 code for a protein of 1391 amino acids.
GUGACUGUCCUAGGCCGCCUUUGCCUUGCCCCCUCCCCCUUCUCGGAAACCCGGCCCCCUCACCCUUCGCCCACCCUAGAGCCGCGGUAAUGGACCGUUUGGGUUCCGGAAUUCCCUUGGAUCCCAUCUCUGGUACCAGGCUAGCGAGACCCGGCGGAAUCCGGUUUGGGUGGCGAAGGCAGAGGGGGCGGUCAAGAUGGGGGGGGCAAUCCGCUAGCUUCAUCUAGGAAGGAGGCGGGGCAGAGAGGAGAUGGGAUGGGGGGGGUGUAUGGGGAAGUCACGUGGGGCGUGUCGCGCGUUGUGUGCGCGCGACGUCUGACCCGUCGCCCCGCCCCCUCUUCCUGCGGGGCGGGGGGUCGGGGGGAGGGGCUUCAAGAUGGCGGCGGGGAGGUAGGCAGAGCCAGACGCCGCUUCUGCCGCCGCCGCCGCCGCCUCCGCUCCUGUCGCCUCCGGCUCCUCACCCGCUCACGGACCGGGAGAAGCUCUUCUUUCGUCGGGUCCGACGGGGAAAAUGGUGGAACCAGGGCAAGAUUUACUGCUUGCUGCCUUGAGCGAGAGUGGGAUUAGUCCGAAUGACCUCUUUGAUGUUGAUGUUGGAGAUGCUGGGCUUGCCACCCCUACUCCCCCGUCAGUGCAACAGUCGGUGCCACUUAGUGCAUUAGAACUAGGUUUGGAGACAGAAGCAGCAGUUCCUGUUAAACAAGAACCAGAGACGAUGUCUACUCCCGCACUGUUAAAUGUGAGGCAGCCUCCAUCCACUACAACAUUUGUGCUGAAUCAAAUAAAUCAACUUCCGACCUUGGGAUCUACAAUUGUCAUGACUAAAACACCACCUGCAACAACUAACAGGCAAACCAUCACUUUGACAAAAUUCAUCCAGACCACUGCAAACACACGCCCUUCAGUUUCAGCACCGGCAAUACGAAAUGCCAUGCCCCCUGCUCCUUCAAAAGACCAGGUUCAGUUAAAGGAUUUACUCAAAAAUAAUAGUUUAAAUGAACUCAUGAAACUGAAGCCACCUGCCAAUAUUGCUCAGCCAGUUGCAACUGCAGCUACUGAUGUCAGUAAUGGUGCAGUUAAAAAAGAGUCUUCUAACAAAGAAGUAGCAAGGAUAUGGGUGAAUGACAUGAAGAUGAGGAGUUUCUCCCCCACUAUGAAGGUUCCUGUUGUUAAAGAGGAAGAUGAGCCAGAAGAAGAAGAUGAGGAGGAAAUGGGUCAUGCAGAGACCUAUGCAGAGUACAUGCCAAUAAAAUUAAAAAUUGGCCUACGUCACCCUGAUGCAGUGGUGGAGACUAGCUCUCUGUCUAGUGUCACUCCUCCUGAUGUUUGGUACAAAACUUCCAUCUCUGAAGAAACCAUUGAUAAUGGCUGGCUCUCCGCACUGCAGCUCGAGGCAGUUACCUAUGCGGCCCAGCAACAUGAAACAUUCCUCCCUAAUGGAGACCGUGCUGGCUUCUUAAUAGGCGAUGGCGCUGGUGUGGGUAAAGGCCGGACAAUAGCAGGGAUCAUCUACGAAAACUAUUUGUUGAGUAGAAAAAGAGCAUUGUGGUUUAGUGUAUCAAAUGAUUUAAAAUAUGAUGCUGAAAGAGAUUUAAGGGAUAUUGGAGCAAAAAACAUUUUGGUCCAUUCGUUAAAUAAGUUUAAGUAUGGAAAGAUUUCUUCCAAACACAAUGGGAGUGUGAAAAAAGGUGUUAUUUUUGCUACCUAUUCUUCCCUCAUUGGUGAAAGCCAGUCUGGUGGUAAAUACAAGACCAGGUUAAAACAGCUUCUGCACUGGUGUGGUGACGACUUCGAUGGAGUGAUAGUGUUUGAUGAAUGUCACAAAGCAAAAAACUUAUGUCCUGUUGGUUCUUCAAAGCCAACCAAAACAGGCUUGGCUGUUUUAGAGCUUCAGAACAAAUUGCCAAAAGCCAGAGUUGUAUAUGCCAGUGCCACUGGUGCUUCUGAACCACGCAACAUGGCCUAUAUGAACCGUCUUGGAAUUUGGGGUGAGGGGACUCCAUUCAGAGAAUUCAGUGAUUUUAUACAAGCUGUAGAACGCAGAGGUGUUGGUGCCAUGGAAAUCGUUGCUAUGGAUAUGAAGCUUAGAGGAAUGUACAUUGCGCGACAGCUGAGCUUUACUGGAGUGACCUUCAAAAUUGAGGAAGUUCUUCUUUCUCAAAGCUAUGUUAAAAUGUAUAACAAAGCAGUCAAGCUGUGGGUUAUCGCUAGAGAGCGAUUUCAGCAAGCUGCAGAUUUGAUUGAUGCUGAGCAGAGAAUGAAGAAAUCUAUGUGGGGUCAGUUCUGGUCUGCUCACCAGAGGUUUUUUAAGUACCUGUGUAUAGCAUCCAAAGUGAAAAGGGUGGUGCAGCUGGCCCGGGAAGAGAUCAAGAAUGGGAAGUGUGUUGUAAUUGGUUUGCAGUCUACAGGAGAAGCCAGAACUCUGGAGGCCUUGGAAGAGGGUGGAGGAGAACUAAAUGAUUUUGUUUCAACGGCCAAAGGGGUAUUACAGUCACUGAUUGAAAAACACUUCCCUGCUCCAGACAGGAAGAAACUUUAUAGUUUGCUAGGAAUCGAUUUGACAGCCCCAAGUAACAACAGUUCACCAAGAGAUAGUCCUUGUAAAGAAAAUAAAAUAAAGAAGCGGAAAGGUGAGGAAAUUACUCGAGAAGCCAAAAAAGCACGGAAAGUUGGUGGCCUUACGGGCAGCAGCUCUGAUGACAGUGGAAGUGAGUCCGACGUCUCUGAGAACGAAGAAAGCGACUAUGAGAGCUCUAAAAACAUGAGCUCUGGUGAGGAUGACGAUUUCAACCCUUUCAGAGAUGAGUCCAGUGAGGACAACGAGGAUGAUCCGUGGUUAAUUAGGAAAGACCAUAAGAAAAACAAAGAUAAAAAAAAGAAGAAAAGUAUAGAUCCAGAUUCCAUUCAAAGUGCCUUGUUAGCAUCAGGUCUUGGAUCAAAGCGGCCUAGUUUCUCCUCUGCCCCAGUCAUCUCACCUGCUUCCAACAGUGCACCAGCCAACAGUAACAGCAACAGUAACAGCAGCCUUAUAACAAGUCAAGAUGCUGUCGAAAGGGCCCAGCAGAUGAAGAAAGACCUGCUGGAGAAACUAGAAAAACUAGCAGGAGACCUCCCUCCUAACACCUUGGAUGAACUCAUCGAUGAACUGGGUGGUCCUGAAAACGUGGCCGAGAUGACCGGCCGCAAGGGGCGGGUGGUGAGCAACGAUGACGGCAGCAUAUCCUACGAGUCCAGGUCGGAGCUUGAUGUGCCUGUGGAGAUUCUGAACAUCACGGAGAAGCAGAGGUUCAUGGAUGGAGACAAGAAUAUCGCUAUUAUCUCAGAAGCUGCCAGCUCAGGUAUUUCAUUACAAGCAGAUCGAAGAGCUAAAAAUCAGCGGCGAAGAGUUCACAUGACUUUAGAGUUGCCCUGGAGUGCUGACAGGGCUAUUCAGCAAUUUGGAAGAACACACAGGUCAAACCAAGUGACUGCUCCAGAGUAUGUCUUUUUGAUUUCGGAACUGGCUGGAGAACAGAGAUUUGCAUCUAUUGUGGCUAAGAGACUUGAGAGUUUGGGGGCACUUACACAUGGCGACAGACGAGCAACAGAGUCUAGAGAUCUGAGCAGGUUCAACUUUGACAACAAGUAUGGAAGAAAUGCUUUAGAAAUCGUUAUGAAAUCCAUUGUAAACUUGGAUUCUCCUAUGGUAUCACCACCUCCAGACUACCCUGGAGAAUUCUUUAAAGAUGUUCGGCAAGGACUGAUAGGAGUUGGCUUGAUUAAUGUAGAAGAUCGCUCAGGAAUUCUUACUCUUGAUAAAGACUAUAACAAUAUAGGAAAAUUCUUAAACAGAAUUCUGGGCAUGGAGGUGCAUCAGCAGAAUGCAUUAUUUCAGUAUUUUGCAGACACACUUACUGCAGUUGUUCAGAAUGCCAAGAAGAAUGGAAGAUACGACAUGGGGAUCCUAGAUCUGGGUUCUGGAGAUGAAAAGGUGAGGAAGAGUGAUGUGAAGAAGUUUCUAACUCCAGGAUAUUCAACCUCUGGCCAUGUAGAGUUAUAUACAAUUAGUGUGGAAAGGGGAAUGUCCUGGGAGGAAGCAACCAAGAUUUGGGCAGAGCUGACUGGACCAGAGGAUGGCUUUUACUUAUCAUUGCAAAUAAGAAACAACAAAAAAACGGCAAUCUUAGUUAAAGAAGUAAACCCUAAGAAGAAACUAUUUUUAAUUUAUCGACCAAACACUGGAAAGCAACUCAAAUUAGAAAUUUAUGCUGAUCUGAAAAAGAAAUAUAAGAAGGUAGUCUCUGAUGAUGCCCUGGUACACUGGCUGGAUCAGUAUAACUCCUCUGCAGACACCUGUACUCACGCAUACUGGCGUGGCAAUUGCAAAAAAGCAAGCUUAGGAUUGGUAUGUGAGAUUGGUCUCCGCUGCCGCACAUACUAUGUACUCUGUGGCUCAGUACUGAGCGUCUGGACAAAAGUGGAGGGUGUUCUGGCCUCUGUCAGUGGCACAAACGUGAAAAUGCAGAUAGUGCGGCUAAGGACCGAAGAUGGGCAGCGGAUUGUAGGUUUGAUCAUUCCAGCAAAUUGUGUGUCUCCUCUUGUAAAUCUCCUGUCAACUUCAGACCAGUCUCAGCAGCUCGCAGUCCAACAAAAACAGCUGUGGCAACAGCAUCACCCGCAGAGCAUCACCAACUUGAGCAACAUGUAGAGAACAGCGGCAUGCACGCGGGCUUGAGUGCUGGGAGAGCAUACCACUUGCAUAAAAAUCAGGGACAGUUUCCAAAGAAUUCUUUUUUUUUUUUUUUUUUAACUUCAGUUGUGCUCUCUAGUUAACUUGGGGGAGGGGGGUUAAGGACAAACCUGGAAAUAGGCAGCAAAGUUGACAGCAAACAGAGCAGAGGGGACAUGUGUCUUUCCUCCUGCUUCCUUGGAGCUGCCUGUGCGCUUUUACUUUGGGUGAGCAAAGCGGGGUUGUGUGUGUGUGUGUGUGUGUGUGUGUGUGUGUGCGCGUGUGAGCGCGCGCGUGUAUAUGUGUCAGUCUGUCUGUGAGUUUGUUAAAUGCUACAAGGCCACAGUUGGUUGAAAAGGCUUGGAACUUCCCAAACUGGCUUUACUUUUCCUUUCUACAGUGCUCAGGGUUAACACAGUACAUCCUUGUCAUUACUGUGGGAGUUCCCCGAAUGCAUGUGUUUCAAGUCUCUAAAUACUGAAUCUAUAUAUUGGUUUCUUUUCCAAGGUAAACAAUGUUUCCUACAGCAUGACGUGAGGGUGCGUGCCAUGCAUUCAGGUUCCUUUGUAGCUUUUGUUGAUGGUGCAUGUCUUUGAAAGCAUGUGUAAUCAAGAUUAUCACAAAAGUCACAUAAUGGAGAGAAACAUUGGAGAUGUACAGCAUUGGGUACUGCAUUUCUAGUGUUGACACCUGGGUGUUACUUCUAACCCUCAGCCCUGCCCGCUCCUCCCGUCCCAAGUUUCUUGUUAAAGUAGUAAGUACAUACUUAUUUUGUGAUAAAACUCCUUAAAAGUUCAUUUUAAUAUGUUAAUAGUAUUCCUAAUUUGUGCUGCAAACAUGGCUAUGAGCCUUAUCAUAAGUUACAUUUUCCUUAACUUAAGCGUAGUUUUAGGAAGAAGUAUGACCGGCUUCUGUCUUGCACACAGUCUUUUUUACUUCAUUAUCUGAAUCUGCUUUGUCAUUUAAACCGGAAACAGUACUUGAGUUGUAAACUAGACAGUAAGAAAGAAAACACUUGGCUUCUGCUGUAUGUUGUUGUGUUGUUACCCAGUAACUUGACUGUUGUUUAAUGUGCUGUAAGACAUUGUAGAGGUUAUCUCCAGCUGUUUAAAAUGGUAAUGUACAAAUGUGAAUAGACACUUAUCUAUAACAUGGGUAAGUUUUGUUUCGCCUAUAAUAGAUGUUUAUAAAAAAUUCAGUGAGGGGACAAUUGGUCUUUUUUUUCCCCAACCUCCCCUUGCCCCAUUUUUUCUACCUUUUUUUCUCUUUCUUUCUUCCUUUUUUUUUUUUUUUGCUUGCACAGGUUGCACUAUUGAAAAAUUGAGAUUGUAUAAAUCUGGUUUAAAACUACGAGAUAACAAAAUCUUGUAGAUGUUGAAUAAAAAAAGUUAUUAUACU